Molecule: messenger RNA, 5484 nt
Organism: Dermacentor silvarum
Lineage: Eukaryota; Metazoa; Arthropoda; Arachnida; Ixodida; Ixodidae
Product: calcium-activated chloride channel regulator 2
Exons: 13
Coding region: 249-3026 (925 amino acids)
Source: RefSeq, a predicted model, not a curated record
AUGGCGUGUUCACCGAGACCGGCUACCCGGGUGACCCCCUGUACCCCGCCUACCGGGCUCGCCCCGGGAGCCACGACCCGGCUGACGUGGAGCUUACCAGCUGCACCAACCAACCGCUCGAACUGGACUGGAGGACGACGUCGGGUCAGAGCUGUGUUCCGCGCGUGGACCCCCUGACUGGACGGCCCAGGGAGGACGACUGCCACGCCCUACCUAACCGGACCCAGGAGAACGUCUUCUCCUCCAUCAUGGCGCUGCAGACUUUACCAAACGUGAACCAGUUCUGCGACGAGGACGAGCACCUGCACAACGACCGGGCGCCGACCAAGCAGAACGCGCUGUGCGACUACCGGAGCACCUGGGACGUCAUCGCCAACCACCGGGACUUCUACCGCAGAAACCAGGCUGGCGAGCGACUCCUGGGCAGGACGAGGUUUCACUACGUCCAGGAGGCUCCCCUGCGCGUCGUCAUGGUCGUGCAGGUCACCGCCGCCAGCGGAAUCAGGGACCGGCGGGCGUUCGUGAUCCGCGCGCUGGACAAGUUCGCCCGCGUGGACGCUCCCGACGACAGCCGGCUGGGCCUGGUGGCCUUCGGCCAGGUCGAGCCGUCCGUGCGGUUUCCCCUGACCGCCAUGAACAACACCAACACCCGCGCCAAACUGGUGCAGAGGCUGCCGGCGCCGAACUCCAAGUUCAACUCAUCCCUCGAGGACGGACUGUCCAGGGCGUUGCAGAUGCUGAGCGAGGACCGCGAGCUUCCUUACCCGAGCUCCAACGGUUCUGCCGCCGCCGGCGGAGUGAUCCUGUUGCUUAGCAACGGAGACAUGGAGGCGGACGUCGCAGAGCGUUUCCAGGAGUCGCUGAGGUCGUCACAGGUUCGUCUGCAGAGCCUGGUGUACCCCAGUUCGGCCACUCCGAGCGCGCACCUGGACUCCCUGGUGGAGAACACGGGUGGUCGCACCUGGCACGUACACGAGUCCACCGUUGGCGACGAGCAGCGCGGCAGCGUAGCCACUCAGGCCGAACUGUACGAGGCCUUCUACUCGCUGCUACUGCGCGGCUACUCCUGGGACGAGACCGACAACUACGUCAUGAUCGAGAAGCGGGAGUUCGGCGAGGCCGAGCAGGCAGCCGGUCCGCUGCUACUCAACUUCGACAUCGACCACAGCCUGGCCCGCCAGCUCCUCGUCGUGGUCGUCGGCUACGACUUCGGCAAGACCUCGCUGCCUUCAAUCCCCCAGGAGGGACUGGAGCUGAUCGCGCCACCCGGCUCGCCGCAGGCCAGCUACCGGUACAACGACUACGCUUUCAACUUCGACUACGAGUUCUGGAGCUACACCUUCAGUAUCAAUGAUCCGCCGGUUGGCAUGUGGGAACUGCGGGCCGAGCCAACCACGAAGACGGACCAGCCGGUCAUAGGUCUGGUGUAUGCCAGGCCGGCUGCCAAGGAGACGCCCAUCCUGCUCGACGUCUGGAUCAGCGGACACUCGUCGGCGGUGAAUGGUUCUGAUAGAUUCAUCAUUUACGCUGAGCUGAAGAAGGGGUCUCAUCCGGUGGCCAAGGCCAUGGUGACCGCCCUGAUCCGCCACCCGGACACGGACAGCAUCACUCGGCUGCAUCUCAUCGACAACGGAGCUGGAGAUCCGGACAUCACGCAGAACGACGGCGUGUACAGCCGCUACUUCACCGACUUCACGAGCACCGGCCGCUACGACCUGACCGUGGUGGCCAACGACAAUGACGUUUCGGCUGUCGUCGUCGGUGCCUCCAGCGCCGAGUUCGAGAGCAGGUUCCCCGAAGGCGCAGAAUACCCAUCGUGUUGCGGCAGCCGUGUGCCGGACAGCUACUCUCAGAAGACCAGCCGCUUCACACGCAUCAACCAUUACGGCUCGUUCUUCGUGACGGUGCCCAAGCCGGACAGGGACGUGCUGCCCCCCAGUCGAAUCACCGAUCUCCGCGUGGUAGCCACCGAUAACCGCAGGAUGGCCGUGACGUUCAACUGGACAGCGCCGGGCGAUGACUUCGACGAGGGACAAGCGAGUCGCUACGAGCUGAAGAGCUUCAAGGACAGGCUGAACGCUCAGCGCCGCUUCGCGAGUCACGGUCAGCUGGUUGGCCAGUGGGACGUCGACGGACCCUACUACGAGCCACCCAAGCCGUUCGGGACCACGCAAACGGCCACCGUGCGACUCAAGAACGGCCAGCCGACGUCGACGCCGCUCUACUUCGCCAUCCGCGCCGUCGACGACCAAGGAAACGCGGGCCCCGUCUCCAACGUGGUCGAGGUGGUCAUCAUCCCGCCACCGACCACCACGUCCACCUCGACGCAGCCCUCGUCCUCCUGGGGCAACGGCUCGGGCACCGCCGGAGGAGCCGGAGCGCACGGCCAGCCCAGCGGUUCGCGUAGCACCAGGGACAAACUCAACGCCGCCCAACUGGCGCUCAUCAUCGCCGUUCCUCUGGCCGUACUGCUCGUCGGCAUCAUCGUCAUCAUCCUGCUAAUGGCGCGGCGGCGCAAGGCGCCGCCGCCCAAGAAGUCUACUGACAACGGCAGCGCAUCCCAGCCUCCUCCGCUGCCGGCCAAGAUCGCGCGCGACGACCUCACGACGACGACGACGGUGCCGCCUCAACAGACCACGCCCAUCAUGGACGACGACAUAAAGCAGACCACGCCCACGUCGGGCCGCCUGGAUGCGACGGCCAUCAGCCCCGUCAACUCGUGGCCAGCCAGCGUGCUGCUAGACCACUACAACAAGGUGCAGCAGGCCAAGCAGAGGCACGAGCCGCCGCCCAUCAUGAUGGUCGAGGACGGAGUCUCGCUCAACUCGUCCACGCCGUCGCUCUACUCCAAGAGCGACUACGGCGGCGUGCCGGCGCCCGCGAGACUGGCGAAGCAUCGUCCGGGACAAGACGGAGUCGCCCCGCCGCUGCCACCGCAAGUGCCCAGCUACAACGCGGUCUACACUUCGUCGCAGCACUCGCUCGACAAGACCGGAGGCGUGACGCGCAACAUCACCCAGGUCUAGCGUGGCCACUACUUCGCGUCGAACACGGUCUGCCGAGGCUCCUGACGUGAGCGAUCUGUGCGCUGACGUCGAAAGGAAGAAGACAAGAAGGGCGUGACAGGGCAGCAGACUGACCCUUUCUUCGAAAGCACUGCUAGCCGGAUGCUACGACUGCGCCGAGGGGAUGAAUCUCAGAUGGUUAUCACAAACGGGAUAAUAGCGUGCACGCGCUUCGUGGGUCUCGAGCACGCUUCACGAGGCUCCAGCUCUCACGUCGUGCAGCUGCUAUGUGCAUACAGCGAGCACCAAUGGUGAAUGGAAUGCGAGCGAUUACACAGGGCAACGCGGCGCAGUGCAUACGAUCUGCGCUCCCAAUCCGCGUGCUUACUGCCCCGGGAAAACAACCUUUUCUUCUCCGAACUGUGUGUGCUCUUCAUCGCCAAGAAUGGACGCGCGAAGUGCGAUUUAGAGAGCCUUUCUCUCUCUUUUUUUUUUGUAAUAUUUUUACUUCAUUUCAUCCCGCAACGGAUAGCAGUGCGAUGACAGUCUGCGUGUCUAUCACGCGCUUCCCUUUAUCCCGACCGCGUGAAAAAUCCUGCGCUCUCUCAGGCAACCGAGAGAUAAGCUUACUGCGAGAGACGGACGGUCAGUGUGUGAUAACUUUUGUUUCGGUCGCCGUUGUUUUACUGCAGUUUGUUUCGUUUUACCGAAGUGUCUCUAGUGUGUGUGCAUGUCGUGCGUGCGUUUGGUUGUGCUUGGACCCAACGGAUGGACACGAUCAAAAAAGAAAGAAAGAACCGAAACGUUGCGUGAACUUGCGCGCGCGCGUGUGUGUGUGUGCGUGCACGUGAAGUGAGGGAAUACAGUCCUAUUCCCGUGACGAGGAGCAACCAGCGAUUUGGCCCGCCCUGCUCGGGAGCGGAGAUUCGGGCCAGAUUGGACUCCUUCUACACGAACCAAUCAGCGAUCUGCUUUUGUGAACACCGGGUCAUUGUUUUAGGAAUUCGCUAGUCACACGUAGCCUUUGCUAAUGCGGCUAGUCAAAUUAGAGCGUACCGUACGAGACAGAGACAGUUCUAUCUAGACACCCCCCCCGUAAAACGGUGUCCGAUUCCCGGCUCCUAUAAACUACGUAUAGACCACACCUACGUUGCGUGGCGUUCGAGCUGAUUUUAUCCUCCUUAUAUAGACUAACGCUCUUUGGUGCGCAGAAUCCCUCCCCUUACGCACUCUGAAAAACCUUUUUCUGCACGCUUCGAGACACGAAUGAAUUGCUCUAGUCAGCAACAGCAGUAGCCAAGUUUGAUAGGCUUCGCACUGUCUCACGCUCCCGUUCGUGGUCACAGCUGGCAUUAACCAUUGUAGCGCAGUAUGCCUCACACCCAUUAUGUAUUUUUUUUUUCUUUAAUGGUUUUAGCUGCACGGUACAACUUCUCACACUAGUUUUUACUGUUUCCUUUCAUACCUUUUGUGUUCGUUUUUUUUCUCUCUCACAUCACCAGACGUCGAGAAAAGCGGUCGCACUGUGCCGUCCCAUUUUUUAAACCUCAUCGAGAAAUGACACAGGCGUAUAGAAGAAGAAGCGUAUAGCGGUGUGUCGUAUACCAGUCUGUAGGAGUCUGUGAGAACGUUUGACUGCACCGCUGUAUAUUUGUAUACCACGCAGUGUGUUCCUUACUUGUUGCAGCCUUUUCUUCUUUCCAUUUUUCUUUUCUUUUCGGAGCACAGAAAAACAAAACAAAAACGCGAGUCACCUCCUCCUACAACACAAGACAACCCCGCACACCGUGUCCGUUCUCUUACCACCGAGUUGUACAUUUGUAUGUAAAAAGUGUUCGAGUUUCCGAGAAUCUCAGAUUCAUUCGGUCAUCAUUGCGCCUUUUCUUUUUUUCGACAUCAAAACUUAACGAGGCAGGCGUUUCCUUGUCUCGUCACACUUUCUUCGAGUAUCGAUCGCACACUUUUUCGAUGACUCACCACCACAUCUCUUGCUUCGUCCGUGAAAAAAAAGAAUGGUGUUGUUCGUUCAUUUCUCUUUCAUUUCCCAUGGACGAUACUCCGCAAGUCUUUCUGCUUUCACUCACACAAUGACGGCACCAUAAGUUCGGCAAAUGAAACAGGCGCGCGCUCGUUUUCAUCCACGGGCAUCUCUUUCGCAAGUCGAACGAAUUUCCCAAGAGCCCCUCACCAAAGAGCAAUCACGCGAAUGCAUCGCGACGGCAUAUACUGUAUAGCUUCUGCCUGGAGCAACAUACAUACUGCGCGCUGUCUUAUCCUUCUUUUUUUUUUUCAUUUUGUACAAAGUGUUGAUGAAAGCACGAAAAGUUUUAUGACGCCCAUGUGUCUGGUGUGCAAUAUUUCGUGUCUCUGCAUUUCAUUGUUUUCGAUUUUCGUUCCGUUUUUCAUCGUCUUUUUUUUUUUUUUUUCGUCAACGUGGUUGCCUUCGAGAACAACAUCGCCCGAUGUUAUCCCGGGUUGU